Molecule: messenger RNA, 327 nt
Organism: Cladocopium goreaui
Lineage: Eukaryota; Dinophyceae; Suessiales; Symbiodiniaceae
Source: the annotation of a GenBank genome assembly
AUGGACAUCUUUCCGCCCUGGGACUAUCAGGUCUAUCAUGGAUGGAGGAGCUUCGAAAUGCCGGGAAAAGCUCACGUCACCGGCAUCACCGGUUCAGGUGAUAGUUCGCGUGAUGGUUCAGGUGAUCGCUACCGGCUGUGGAAAGACGAGUGGAUGUCUCGUGGCAGUGGCAACCUCGGCGGUUACCGGUCUGACGAAUGGAGACACAGCCCUUGGUCCAGCGACUGGUCUGGUGGAUCUCGGAAAGAGCGAUGGUCUGACAGCUGGCGCAAGGAGAACUAUGACAAUGACUGGUUGGUGGUUUCAAACAUUUUUUAUUUUCAAUAA